Messenger RNA from Dryobates pubescens (Downy woodpecker), 1182 nucleotides. It is a transcript of the gene CENPQ, whose product is annotated as centromere protein Q. Lineage: Eukaryota; Metazoa; Chordata; Aves; Piciformes; Picidae. The transcript has 9 exons. The coding region runs from base 90 to 938 and encodes 282 amino acids. The record is from RefSeq and is a predicted model, not a curated record.
AGCAGCACGCAGGCGCGCCGCCGCGCGGGGGAAUUCGUCUGCUAACGGCUCGGGGUCUAUCGCGGAACGGGCGGCAGCGCGAAAAGAUAAUGAAACACCACUAUGCAUCUUCCAGUAAAAUGCAGAAGACCACUGGUAGGGCAUCAGCAAAAAAAACACUUAAGUCACAAAAUCAACAAAGGUCUUACAACAUAAAAAAGAGAACAGAUGGAGAUGGAGGAAAACAAGAUCAAAAAAGAAAGGUCACUCAGACAGUCAAGAGGAAAGCUACAGAACAUGAGGACUCGUCCCCUGCAAGAGAAAAGGGUUCUUCAAAAAAGGUGAAGAUAACCAAUGCUAAAAUAGCAUCUUGGCAGACUUUCUCUGAGAGCAGUAGGCAAUUUCUGGCAACUGUAAUGGAUGCAGCAAUACUAUCUGUUUUGUGCCAACAAAGGAAUAGCAAAGGUGAUGUUCAGAAGCACCUCAAUUUACUUAAAGAAAGGGUGCUGAGAUUUUUCAGGACUGUAAAGGUGCCUCCAGGGAAGCUGGGCAAUCUGAAGAAAGUCCCAAGCCUUCAGAUGUCAGAGAAACAAAUGCUUGAGACAAAUGAAGAGACUCUGGCAAAACUGCAGGAAGAAAUAAAUGAAGCUCAGCAAUCAGCAGAACACAUUGAAGAAACUACAAAGCAACUGCGAUACAAAAUCCAAGUGCUCCAGAACCAGUUAGAAGAUGAUGAAAAAAAGGCCAGAGAGGUAUUGCAGGAAAAUGGCAGUGGAGCUCUCCACCUUCCGGAACUCCCCAAGCGCAGUUUGCAGGCACCCACUUUGCAGAAAGAAAUUCUGAAGAUAAAAGAUCAGGAAGGUCUCUUAAAGGAUAUGAACACUAUUCAGCAGUCAGCUGACCUGAAGAGCAUGUUAAAUCUCAUUGAGAAGAUCUAUGAGAAAGUGGACUUCCUUUGAGAAAUCAGAAUAUAUGGAAUCUCCUUUGAAAAAUAAAACCUAGGCCAGGACUCUAUGAGUGAAGAGCAGCAGGAUGCUGAACAUGGGAACAGUGUUUUCUUCCUAAUGGCUUUACUGUUGUGACUUCUGAAUUUAUGUUAAAGCAUUUUGCAUAGAUAGUGGUAUACAAAUCUGUAGCUGCAUUCUGGGACUCCAGUGAUUUAAGUGAGUAGUCAAGGAUUUUGGGGGAUUUUUUGGACCUAUG